Molecule: messenger RNA, 1138 nt
Organism: Phlebotomus papatasi
Lineage: Eukaryota; Metazoa; Arthropoda; Insecta; Diptera; Psychodidae
Product: haloacid dehalogenase-like hydrolase domain-containing protein 2
Exons: 3
Coding region: 87-860 (257 amino acids)
Biological process (GO): dephosphorylation
Molecular function (GO): phosphatase activity
Source: RefSeq, a predicted model, not a curated record
GCGCCAGUCAACUGUAGAAAAUGUAAGGUUAUGUUCCUGUCAUUCUCCAAUCUUUCCGGCCGAGUCCUCCAGAAAAGCAUAUUAGAAUGCCACCAAUUCGGGCAGUUUUAAUUGAUUUAAGUGGAACACUCCAUGUAGAGGACGAUCCAACAGAGAAUGCAGUAGAAGCGCUCAAAAAACUCCGUACCCUUCCAGUGAUAAUCCGCUUUGUGACCAACACUACAAAGGAAUCCGGCCAGACUCUGCAUCGAAGGCUGGUGAGAAUUGGCUUUGAAUUGGAUUCCGGAGAGAUUUACAGCUCCCUCAGUGCUGCAGCUGAAUAUGUGAGGAAGAAUCAGCUGAAUCCACUGUAUCUCCUCUCCCAGGAUGCUCAAAAAGAUUUCCCAGCAGUAGAUACAGACAAAUUGGAUUCUGUUGUGGUGGGAUUGGCCCCGGAAGAAUUUCACUAUGAACAACUUAACAAAGCAUUCAAUCUCUUGCGCCCAGGAGUGGGAAAACCUCUGAUUGCCAUCCACGAAGGGAAAUACUACAAAAGAUCUGAUGGGCUUGCCCUCGGGCCAGGCUGCUUUGUAAAAGGACUCGAAUAUGCAGCUUCAACAGAAGCUGUUGUAGUGGGAAAGCCCAAUAAAUACUUCUUUCAAUCGGCCAUCCCAGGAAACUUUCCUCCCGAGGAAUGUGUAAUGAUUGGAGAUGACGCUGUAGAUGACAUUGAGGGAGCUAUGAAGCUAGGAAUGAAGGGACUUUUGGUCAAAACAGGGAAAUAUCUACCAAAUACCACGAGCAAUCCACCUCCAACGGCUACUCUGGACAAUUUUGCAGCAGCUGUAGAUUGGAUUGAAGCCAAUCUGAAGAAUCCAUAGACUUCUAAAAAACUUGUAGUGGGCUCAAACGAAACUCCUCCAUCCAGAAUUACACCCAAAAAGGUAACUAUUUUAUUGGCCUAAUUGUGAUUGAGUUAUCUGGGAGUGUUUUAGAGAUAUUAGAGAACAGUGUGUGUCACAUUUAUCCGAACACUUGACUUCAGGGUAUUUUUACACAGUAUCAUUUUACUUUGAUCCUUAUUUCAACAUAAUUAUAAUUAAAAUAGUUAAAAAAAAACAACCUUUUAGAAAUAAAUAAAAAUAAGAAAUAAAAAAAA